AUGAUUAUUCGAUUGCCUAUUAUAUCGAUUGAAGGAUUAUUUUUCCAUUACAGUGGCAGUAUCGCGCUUCCCAUAUACGAACGACAAAUCUUUAACACAGUGUAUAGUGGAAUGUUCCAUGAAAAGUCUUAUAUCAUCCAUGGACCAUACCAAAGUGGCAAGUUCUCCUUUGUAAUUGCGCUCAAGGAGUCACUCAUUAAGAACAACAUAGUUCCUGCGCAUUUCGACAUGAUUGACUUAAAGGGCACAGGAUUCGAUAUGGUCGAAUCCCAGGAACUCCAGAUGACGGCAAGUGAUUUAUUUAAACUCUCUCUGCCAAUAAAGUUACCUAUGUUUGUGUGGGCACUAUUAAAGUCUUAG
Messenger RNA from Funneliformis mosseae, 360 nucleotides. Lineage: Eukaryota; Fungi; Glomeromycota; Glomeromycetes; Glomerales; Glomeraceae. The record is from the annotation of a GenBank genome assembly.